Messenger RNA from Myodes glareolus (Bank vole), 441 nucleotides. Lineage: Eukaryota; Metazoa; Chordata; Mammalia; Rodentia; Cricetidae. The record is from RefSeq and is a predicted model, not a curated record.
GGAUGGCGGAGCCGCAGGGCGCCGCGAGCGGAGACGUGUCGCUUCACAACUUCAGCACAAGGCUCUGGGAGCAGCUCAUCCACUUCCACGUCAUGCGGCUGACAGACUCGCUCUUCCUGUGGGUGGGGGCAACGCCGCAUCUACGAAACCACGCAGUGGCCAUGUGCAGCCGCCACGACCCCAUCCCUGUGUGCACCUCCCUUUUCGGAGACACUUCUGACGCGACCUCCUCUGGCCUUGCCCAGUGCUUAGCCAGGAAGACCAGUAAACAGGUGUUUGUCAACUACAACCUCUCCAACACAGACAGCAACUUCACGUUAUUUGUAGAAAACAGGAUCAAGGAAGAAAUGGAGACGUUUCCCGAGAAGUUCUGAGUGGCAGAGGGAAGAGUGUGUAACUUGUGUAUAAAUUACAUUUCAAUAAACAGGUUGGGUUUUGUCU